Astrephomene gubernaculifera is the source of this 9005-nucleotide messenger RNA. The record is from the annotation of a GenBank genome assembly. NCBI's taxonomy places the organism in Eukaryota, Viridiplantae, Chlorophyta, Chlorophyceae, Chlamydomonadales, Astrephomenaceae.
CGACAAGUUUCUUCAUAUAAUUGUAUCCACCGUAAUACAAACUGUACUCCCUGUGCCCUCCCCGUUCCUCCUGACGUCUUGCUAAGGAAAGCCUGGCCCAUUGCUCGCAAGAGACGACGGCUUCUGCUUCUUUUCUAUAGCUGGCUUCACUUAACGUGCUACCUAAAAAUGGACAUUGUUGACAUGGCACAUCUCGCGGCUCGCGAGCGCAGGGCAUCACUGGGCACCUCUCCUCCUCAGACGACUGGCAGCUUUUUUGGCUCAUCACCCCCUUCCGAGUGGAUGGGCAAGCUGGGCGACAUGAUGAGGACCACCUCGUCAAGCUUUCCACUUCCCCGCCGCUUCAGCCUCUCUGAGGGCCCUGUUGCGAACCCUUGGCCCCGGCCGCGUCGCCUCAGCCUCCCCGAAAACCCCGUGGACGAGGAGACUUCGUCCCUGCCAAGCUGGCCGUGAGGAUGAUGCGAGGAUACGCCGUGCCUGAGCUUGGGACUGGCGGAACUUCGUGCUGACGAGGUCUCAAGGUUCAUAUGUUGAUCGGCGGCUUUGGGGUUGUGUUGGGUUGAUGGAAUUGCAUAAAGAAUAUACAUAAGCACUAAAUGGACGCCCUUGGGUGUCGGCUAGGGUUGCGCUUGUUUGUGCUGCGGCACCAGGCAUAAAGCAGGCGUUGCAAUGCUUAAGCUAAUUGAUUUUUUGUUGUACAAAUGCUGAUGAUCUAUACAAUGCGGCCGUGUCGCAUCAUCGUUGUAUGCGAAGCCGGCGGGCAUGCUCCAUUUGCUUGUACCGUUAGCGUUUAGGCUUGGCCUACAUACCUGCCAGCCUUUAGUAUGUAGUCAUUCUUCUUGCUGCGUUGACUGUGGGUGGCGAUUGCGAUCGGUUUGUCGGAUGGACUGAACGUCGUAAGGUGCAUACGCCGUGCAAGUACUUCUCGUUUCACACAAUGCUUGUCGGAUAUCUAUCUAACUUGUAAAAGAAGGUUGGAAAACGUCGAUGCUCCUUGUUCUGAAUCACCUGUGCGUGAGAAGGACUUGUUAGACCAUGGGAGACGACAAAUCUCCGCAGCAAAAGCAGCAGCAAGAGAGUCAGAAGCAAGAUAAGGAGAAGGAGAGGGCAGAUGCAAAACGCAAGGCACAGGAAAAGGACAGGACGCAAGAUAACAAGGAGAAGAACAAGCGCCAUAAGGGCGACGGCGGACGGAUGGCCGUCCAGGCCAUCCAUUUCAGGCUGCUCUGUCAUGAAACUCAAGCAGGCGCUGUGAUUGGCAAGGGCGGCGACACUGUUCGGAACAUCCGCAAGGCCACAGGCGCAGAUGUGACGGUGCUGCCCGCCAUGCAGGGCACGCGCCUGCGUGUCGUGGUUAUCAAUUCUGCCGCGGGCAGCCGCAACAAGCCCUCCUGCCCCGCCAAGGACGCCCUGCUGACGUGUGCCACCCUGGCAGUGGAGGGCGACCAGCCGCUGCACGCACCUGAGCCCGGCAGGCCGACCGAGUUGCGGUUGCUGCUUCAGUCGGAGCUGUGUCGGGGGCUGCUGGGCGCGCGGCGGGGCGCGGGCUGCAUGGCGGUUGGGGACAUCGCGGCUCGCAGCGGGGCGGCGGUGCUGGUACCACCCGACUCGGAGCGACCCCGGCUCGCGGAGAAGGACGAGGAGUUCAUUCUGCUCCGAGGCCCCUGGGCCUCCGUCUACGCGGCCUUGAGCCUGCUAGCUGACGAAGUCCGCCGCGCCUUCUUCGACUCCUGCGACGGCAUGCCCCCGCCCGAGCCCAUGGGGGCCGCGGCCAUGCAGCAAGGCCCGCUGGGACCGGGCGGCCCCGGGCCCUUCCCCUUUGGCGUGCCAAACCCCCUGGGCAUGCCUGGUCCCAUGCACCCACUGGAUGCCGUACAGCUGGGAAUCGGGCUGGGUAUGGAGAUGGCGCCGCCUCCUGAGGGGGCUAUCGCAGUUGCGGGUUUGGUUCCGGAGUUUCGGAGCCCGGCUGACCUCAACAAGCCGGUCAAAGUGACGUUCAAGUUGGUGGUUCCGGAGAGCAAGGCAGGGCGCUUCAUCGGCAAGGGAGGAGAGGCCCUGCGCGACACCCGCAUGGCUCUCCGCGUGGAGACACUCAAGGUGCACCCGGUGAUGAAGGGCUGCGGGGUGCGCGUGCUGGAGGUGGCCACUGCGCAGCCGGCGGGAGCCACGGUGUGUGCGGCGGCGGAGGCGCUGUUGUUCUACGUGGACAAGCUGGCUCAGGGCCACUCGGGCGGCAAGUUCUCUGUGCGCAUGCUGCUGCAGCACCGGGAGUGCGGGGCGGUGGUGGGGCCGCGGGGGGGCAUCAUUCGCCAGGUGAGCGCCGUGAGCGGUGCAAGCUGUGUGGUGCACCGCAAGGGAGACGUACCGCCGUACGGCCUGCCCGAGGAGCAGGAGCUGGUGGCGGAUGGUGACCCGCGGGACGUCAUGGAGGCCAUCCGCAUUGUGGCUGGUCUGGUUCGCGGCUACGAGCUCCGGCACGCGGGCAUCCCCAUGCGAGAAACCCUCUGCACCCCGGAAUACCCGCUGAUACGAGCGCGGCACACCGUCCCGCCGCCGCCAGCACGGCAACUGGGGAGCUCCGCUGCUGCUGCUGCUGCUGCUGCCGGCGGCAGUGGCGGUGGCGGCACUAACAGCAACGGCAACAACCUGCAGGCAGGGGGGAUGACGUCAGCAUCGUCGGCAGCAGCAGCUGCAGCCGCGGGUCCUGGACCCAUGGGUCCCAUGGUGUCCGCUAGGCAGCAGCAGCAAUCCCAGCAAUCCCAGCAAUCACCCCGUCAGCAACAGCAGUCCCAGCAGCAGUCUGCAGGUGGGAUUGCAGGUGGUAUGAUGCAGGGCGGCGCAGCAGCAGCAGCAGCGCCUCCGGAGGCAUGCUGGGAGGACGAGCAGCAGCGCUUGCAGAUGCAGCAGAUGCAACAGCAGCAGCCGGGUGAGGGAGGAGGAGGCGGCGGGGGGGGGCAGUCGGCAUUCGGGUUGCCGCCGCUGGGUCCGAAUGACGUGCGGCUGACGAUCUUCGUGGCGGCAGCGUUGGUGAACACGCCGGAGGGCAUCAACGGAACCAACGUGCAACAGGUCCAGACGGUGACCAGCACUGUCAUCACGCUGCGGCAACCCAUCCCGGAGGGGGACUUUGAGCUGGACAUCACGGGGGCCCUGGCGCAGGUCAUGCAGGCUCACUCGCUGCUGACCAACAUCAUGACCAUCGGAGCCAUCCUGCAGCAGAAGCCGCAGCUGGCACCGCAGCAGCAGCAGGGGCUGCCCUCCUCCUCGGCAGCAGGCGCGCAGCAGCAGCAGCAGCAGCCCCCUGCUGUUGCGCCGGCAGCUGAGAUGCCUGCCAGUGCAGCGACCGUCCAAGCAGGCACCUCUGCUACUGCUGGGGCGGGUGCUGGUGCUGCUGCGGGUGCUGCAGGUGGGGGUGUGGCGGGGCAGCCGCAUCGCGUGGCGGUGCAGCCUAAUCAGGGAGUCGGGGUGGUGCCCCCACAGCAGCAGCAGCAGCAAGGCCAGCAGCAACAACCGCAACAGCAGCAGCAACUGCAGCUGCAAGCAGGGGGAAUGCCCCCGCCCGAACAGCACCCGCAGCAGCAACAGCAGGCGUACAUGCCGCCACCCCAGCAGCAGCAGCAGCUGCCGCACCUGCAGCAGCAACAACGCCCCCAGGCACCGCCUCAACAGCAGCAGCAGCAGCCACAACAUCCCUACCAGCAGCAGCAGCAGCCACAGGCUCGGCCGCCUGCGCAAGCACUCCCAGGCGCAGGUGCUGCUGCUGCUGGAGCUGCAGGGCAGCCGCUAAAGCAGGAUGGUCCCCAGGUGCCACCACAGCAGCAGCAAUACCCACAGCAGCAGCAACAACAACAGCAACAGCCGUACGGUCAAUCGGCGGCCGCUGCGGCCCAGCAACCUACCGCUGCUGCUGCUGCUGCUGCCCCUGCAGGCGGACAGCAAGCCUACCCGCCCUCCUACGCUUCAGCGGCUCCCCAGCACCCGCAGCAACAGCACCAGCAGGCUGCCUACUACCCCAACCAAGAGCUGCAGCAGCAGCAGCAACCACAGCAGCAGGGCUAUCCACCACAGGGAUACCAGCAGCAGCAGCAGCAGCAACAGGGCUAUCCCCCACAGCAUGGGUAUCCUCCACAGCAGCAGCAGCAGGGAUACACACAGCAGCAGCAACCCCCGGCGCAGCAGCAGCAGCAGCACCCCUACUACCAGCAGCAGCAGCAAGCCCAGGUCCCGGGUGGGCCCCAGCAGCAGUACCCUCAGCAGCAACUGCAGCAGCAGCAGGUUCCGAAGUCGGCGCCGCAGCAGGGACCACCACCCCCAUCUCAGCAGCAGCAACAAGCCCAAGCUGCCGCCAACCCUUACAACGCAGCCUACGGUGGCGCUUACGCCUCCUCGCCUGCUGCUUACGGCACUAAUGCAGCUGCUGCAACCGCAGCAGCACAGCAGCAGUCACCCGCGUCAGCAGCAGCUGCACCCCCAACGGCUGCGUCUCAACAGCCUGGCAGCGCGCAUGUUGCUGCUGCUGCAACCGGCCCUUCCUCGGCGACCGGUGCCGGCAGUGCCACUCACCAUCCGGGCGCGUCCUCCGCCACAGCAGCAGCUCCGCAGCUGUCGCCGUCAUCGUACUAUAACAACCAACCGCAACAACCGUCAGCUGCAGGCGCCCCAACGGCUGCCGCUGCUGCUGCUGGUGGUGCUGGUAGCGCUGCGCCGGCGGCAGCGGCCUCAACGCCCAGCGGCGCCGCCUCUGCUGCUUCCGCUGCUGUUGCUAGUCCCCCUGCCACCGCCGCUGCGGGGUACGGGGGGGCAGCUGCUCCUGCUACGCAUGCGGCACAGCAUGCAGGCUACGGCGCCGCUUAUCCGGGUGCCGGCGCCGCCGGUACUGCUGUCGCUGCUGGAUCCAUGCAUCACGACCCGCAGGCGCAUGCGUACUAUCAGGCCAUGCAGCAGCAGCAGCAGCAUGCAGCGGCGGCGGCGGCAGCAGCCCAGCACCACCAGAUGACGCCUGAGCAGCAGUACUACAUGCAAAUGCAACAAUACCAAGCUGCCAUGCAACAGCACUACCAAGCUGGUCCGUACAAUGCGGCAGCUGCCGCCGGGUACGGAUACGGCUAUCCGCCUGCGUCGGCACCGCCGCCGCAGUAGAGACGCAUCGUCGCUUUUGCGCUGCGUUGCGGGGGUGCUGUGCUUUUGGUGGCCUCACUGCGUGCAGGAAGGUCUCUACUCUAGAGCGAUGUGCGCAUGCAUGCAUGCAUGCGUUACGUCGGGCUGAGAGCCUGCGCUUGCAUGUGUCCUAUAACCUAUCGCUGCAAGGGUCUGGCCGAUUGCGGCCUUUGCGCUGCCACCAUUUUGUGUGUCAUGCAUUUUACGUUUCCCUUUCCGUCCCUCACUACUCGCUAAGUUACACGCCGUGCCGCUCUGCUCCGUGUUUCUGAGCUGCCUUGAAUAAGUUUGGGAGCAAGGGUCCGGCUUUGGAAACCUUGGCGUCGGGUUGGGCUUUCCAGCUUUGGGAGAGGGACUUAAGGUGGGCUGGGCUCAGGGCUGUUUUGGGUAUGGGAAAGGACUCUGCUCCGCAUCCUCACAUUCUCUGGUGCGUCGCCACUGUCGCCACUGUGGCACCUGUCUUGGAGCUCUUCAUGGGAGUGGCGACUGCAUGGCGGGUGGGCUUGCGGCGCCGCGUGAGAUUAGACUUCCAGCAACAAGACGGCCAUUUCUCCGCUGCUAGCACGGCUUUUACGUCGUCUCGGUCUGCUGCUGGAGAGCAGGGAAUAAGUGCAUCUUCCUGUCACGAAAGUCAAGUUUGGUUGUCGCCAGCCUUAGGAAAAGCAGCUGUCGUUGGGAGGCUCUACCUGAGUUCACGAGGCCUCCGCGGUUUUAGGUCUUUGCCGUAGUUUGUGUCUGGAAAGGUGCUAGCAAACCUGGAAGGUGUCUCCGUUUUCUGGCCUUUUCCUUUGUUUGCCUUUCAACACGGGGCGGGGUAUUUGCAUGCCUGCUAGAGUUAAGCGAUUGCUUUUGAUACUCCGGGAGUGUCAGUGCACGUUGGUCGACGCUGUGCUUUGGGUAUGCUGCACAAGGGAUGCUUCUCGUCUUCUUUUCCGGCUGAUCCAACCGGUAGCUGCUUUGUCACGAGCCGUAGCGCACACGGAUUGUAGGUUGGUACACCAGGAGCUUGCUGGUUGUUGCUGUUGGUUGCUGGUUGUUUUCUUGGUUUCUUCUUGGAGGGAAUUGGCUUACUUUGUGUGCGCACGAAGUCCCUGAAGAUAGAUAGUUCCCCAUGUUUUCGAGCUGUUUAGGAGCCCCAAAGAGGAAUCAUGUGUUUGCUGCUUGCCCGCUGCUUUUGCCCGUUCCGCUGCUGUUUCUUGCUGCUUUUCCUGGCUUGUGUUGGUGUGCAGAUGUUCCACGGCUAGCUCCAAUGUUUGGUCUGCCUCCCUGGCAUGCCUGGGUAUGCCGUAAGUAAGGACGCGGAUAGUAGCUUUUGAGGUUUUGGGGCUUUGGGUUGUAUCCUUCAAUGUAUGCGCCGCACAAAGCACAUGCCGAGAGCUCGCUGGUAGGCUAGUGGUAUCUGUAAGUGGUGCUCAAGGCCUGUGCUGCUUUGCUGCUUUCGAGGUAACUUGCGUAGCUUUGGAUUUGAAUCUUUGGAAGAUGGGGAAGGUGCGUCGCUGCUUGGUUGGGACAGAGUCAAGGAUGGUUUGUGGAUGGUGGGUCAGGAUGAGGGGCGGCUAAGGGCUGAGGAGUCCAUGUCAGCCUUUUGUUAUUAUUCUGUUAUCCUUUGUUGUUGCGAAGCCAACAAAGCCGUUUGAAUCUGAUCUUUGCCCUCCUGCCGUAUUUUGGGCGUUCCCAUACAAGUCACAGCACGCAUUAUCAGUACGACAACAUCUUAUCAGCACUUGUGCCCCCCUGGUGCUGCUAUCGGACAAACAGCACGUCGGUGCUACCUUUGCACUUGUAUGCCUGCUGUUGCUGUUGUUUGGUCCUAGGUGCAUCUUGGAUGCCAUCAGCCGCCGCCACCACGCCGGCUGCUCCUUCUUGCUUGCUAACCCGCACCUGCCGGGUGCUGACUUGGUGCUCGUGUGGCUGGGGGCACGCCCACAAAACAAACCUUUUUGAUGUCUUACAGCAACCAAACAUGGCGACUGCGUAGGGUUGCAUCAGACACCUACCCGACAUACCACCUGUUAGUGAGAUCUACACCCCACCACUGUCAGCAGCACUCCUGCAACACCAUCAGUCAGUCUUCACAGCAAGGCACCCACCCAGCACUCCACACCUGGUUGGGAUGCGGACGGCCUUCCCCGGCGUCCCAGACGCUGUAGCAGUUAGCGGCCAGCAGCAGCAUACCAGCAAGUCAAGGAGAUAUCCGAAAUCCUCACCCGUAGCUUACACGCCCCGCCAUGGCGGCGCUGACAGUGAUGGAGCCGGACAUGUCUGCCUUGGCCCAAAGCCAUGGGGUGUACCGAAUGUCCGGAUCCAAUGCCAUGGGUUAACACCGAAUCCGAAGCCACCGGUUAACAUCGAAUCCAACAUUUUUCUUUUAGCUCUUCACGUCGCCUAGCAGCUUAACCUUCAUCGGUCUGCUGGCAACGGCACAUGCAACAUUGGUUCAAGCCUUCAAGGGUGUACGGCAUGUUUACAGUGCCUCCAGCAUGCCUUGCCGUCCCUUAUAAGGAGGGCAUGGCAGAUGGGAUUGGGCCAGUGGUGGUACUGCAGCGCCGACCUCUGGUGGCCAUGACUCCAGCGCCUGGUCCGUCCGGGCGGGCAGGACCGAGGCAAAGCGCCUCAGGAAGUGCGUGCAUGAUAGCCACACGACCGUGGGGAUAUAGAGUCGCUGCUGUUGACAUAUAGGGUCGCGCGCUCAGCAUGGUUAAGGCUGGUCGGCCAGAGGUGUGCUUCUGGCGCGCCCCUGAGCUUUGCAAGGAAUGAGUGAGCGAUACAAGAGUUCCCUACAAGGCAUUACCUCGGCUUGGUUGCUCUCUGUGACGCUGUGCGACUGUGUGCCUAGGAGCCACCAUGUGCCAGCAACAGGCAAACAUACCCGCAGAGCAACUAAGAUUCAGGUUUGGUCACCUCUGUUUUGCCUGUACUCGCGGUUCACAUGCGAACCUCUCCCAUUUGCUUGCUCUUGUCCUACUCAACUAUACACUGCGCAUUAGCUCAGUGGAUGUAGGUCAUGCUUGCACCGCACCCAUACAUCAUGGCACCGACCUGCAGCCUCCUCACCAGGUCGCCGCGUCGUCUGGUCGCCUCUUGCAUCCAGCCUCUCUUCCCCCUUUCCUGUCAGAACACCCCAUGUCCGCACGCACUGGUGCGUACCGAGGAGUUAUAGCUGGAUGAAUUACUGUAAUUAAACAGGAACCUCGAACAAGAAGGCAAUAGAAAGCGGACAAUACCCUACACUGUCCUGGGUCCAACGCCACUGCUUAAGGAGACCUCGCCUGGGGGGGGGGAGAUAAUACAAUAAAUGCAAACAACUAGAGUCCCAGUCCCCGUCGGGGGUGGGAGGUAGCUUGCAAUCUUUCUCAUGGUACCCUGUGACGUGCUGCGAGCCAUACGCCCAUACCCCGUAUGGCACAUCCAUCCUGUGCACUCUAGCCACCCGCGCUGUGCAGGUGGGAUACGUGGCACCACAUUGAGGGGACUUGCGAUGAGCCUGAGGUAGGUGCUGAUAUAUACGGUUCCCUCAUGGGCUGCUUCUUGCAGUUCUGGUGUCGAAGGGAUGCAAGGGACACGUACUAACCGUUACUGCCCAGUAGAACGAUGAUGAAGGCGGCAUCGUAGGGGCAUCCUAGUUGUUCCGGCAAUACGAACAUGGAAUUGGUUGUGGUGGCAGGACCAGAGCAGCAACAGUUGUUUGCAGGUGUACGACUACCGGUAUACGCCAGCGUCCGGGGACGGUGAUAGCACUAAGUAGCUUGUGCGAUGUGGCUUGCAGUGGAUGGAUGGAUGAGAGUCGACACAAAUGUAGUAGGGAGAAGUGGUGCCAGACUGGCAUACCGAAACUUAGGAACGAGGAC